GCGGCCAAUGGGCGCCGCGGCGCUUGCGCAGUAUGGGGCUGGCGCUGGGGCGCGGGACCUACGGAAAAGCGUCUGGCCGCGGAAAGGAAGCGGCGCCUCCGCAGGCGCGCAGGUGGAAGCAAUGGACGAUGACUUUGAGGGUUCCUCCACACCCCUGUUUCUCACUGAAAGCUUGGAGAUGGCAAUAGAAGUGGAGAAUGAGAAUUCAAAGCCGCCUUGUUUUUCCUGUGCUUUUGACAACCAAAAUGGAGGGAGAAGCUUCUCUGCAGAGUCAUAUUUAGCAAGUGGGUCUCUUAAGAGGGUUUUGCUGAGACUAGAUCCUUCUCCAAAUGACUAUGAAGAUGAUGUAGUGGAAAUGUUCGGCUUUCAGUGGGUUACUGAAACAGCAUUAGUUGAAUCCUGUGGACUUCUCUUUGGAUUAUUUAGGCAACAGAUAUACAGACUGGAAAACCUAGUACAAAUGAGUUCAUCCGAUUUUGGUCAAGCUGCAAACUUGCACUCUGAAGCAGAGAGCAUCAGGCAUCAAUGUAUUGAGUUUUUGCAUUAUGUGAAGGUUUUCAUCUUCAGGUAUCUGGAACCCCCUAAAGCGGAAAAUGAUGGAACGCUUCAUCCAUACGAAGAAGCAUCCAUAGAAACGCAGUUACCAUCAAUGUUGGUGGAAGAGCUUCAUGAUUUGACUAUGCACAUUGGUCACCUUUGUGAACUCCCUAGUAGUGUCCUGGUAGCAUUUACUAUUCAACAUCAGGCAAAGGUCUUUCCCCCAUCGUGGCAUUUACUGCAUCUCCACUUGGAUAUUAAUUGGCUAGUACUGGAACUUCUUCAUGUACUAGGUGAAAAAAUGAUGAGACAAGUUGUAUAUGCUAACCAUUUCACAAAUCCAACUGGAGAGAAUUUAACCAGUAUCAGUUUGUUUAAAACACACUGUGGAAGUCUCAUAUCUGAUUUAAUAAGCUUGUCCAUCAACAAGUAUACAAAGGUGAGGCCUUCUGAGGCUCUUUCUAGCCACCAUUAUUCCUGUGUCUGCGUUAAAGAAUUAUGGAUUCUACUUAUUCAGCUGCUGGGCCACAGAAAUAAAGGGUCUCACACAGAGUGUUUCUGGAGCUUGGUGAACAAAACUCUAAAGAAUAUCUUUGAACGGCCAAGUAGUUCUGAAAGGAUGUCUGGUUUUGAAACAAUUCAGUGUAAAGACCCAUUGAGUUUUAGCUGGUGGAUUAUCAUUAAUCUGGCAUCACUCUACCAGUUUGACCGUAAUGGAAAUCUAGAUGAAAAGAAACAGAAGGAAAGCAAUUGGGAAUUUGUGGAAGAACUUCUUAAAAAAUCCACUGAUGCUCAAACUGGUGUGUUAGAGGAGCACUUACGAAUGCAUCUUCAGUGCUGUUUGACUUUGUGUAGUUUUUGGGAUUUGAACCUAUCUGUUGUCACCAUACUCUGGGAUUAUUACAGCAAGAACCUGAACAAUUGCUUUACCAUUCCUUGGCUUGGUCUGAAGGGUCUGGCAAACAUUAGUAAAACUUCUUUGUCGAUGCUUGAGUUGGUGAAAAGUUGCUGUUGUGAACAGGAGAUCCCCGCCCUGUACAACUCCAGCAACAGUUACUUCAUUUUUCUCAGCAUUUUGGCACAGAUGAUGAAAGAAGAGGCAGAGAACAGUGGCGUGCAUCCUUGGAAACAAAUUAAAGGACGGAUUUAUUCCAAGUUCCAUCGGAGAAGAAUGCAGGAGCUGACGGAAGUGGGGCUGCAGAACUUUUUUAAUCUGUUCCUCAUGCUAGCAAUUGUUGCGGAGACAGAAGAUAUAGUGAGUCGAGUGUUGGAUCUUUUGGAUUUCCUGACUCCAUCUGCCAUUACCGUGUCUCAGAGAGCUCUCAUCUGGAGAGGUCAUUUUGCUUUCCUUUUGAUUUAUGUUGAGAAGAACAUGGACAUUAGUGUCCUAGCUGAGAAACUCUCAAAUGCUUUCCGUGAGAAGGCAAAAGAGUUUUUAGUAACCAAAAAUGACUACACACAGAAACAAAAUCUCUGGACUCUACUUUCAACCUACGUCGAUGGUGUCCAAGAAGUGUUUGAGACCAGCUGCUACUUGAGCCUUUCUGAGGAAAAGUUGUUAAAUGAUGGCUUUACUAUGCUGCUGCCUGCUUGCCGAGGAGCUGAACUGAGUAUGGUCCUAAAUUUUCUUCAGGUUGUUCUAGCCAGACUUCGGAGCGUGCACAAACGUGUAAGCCAGGGACUUCAACUGGGGAACGGGGCCCCCGACGCACAGCUUCCAUUAGCGGCUAAAGAGCACCACCUUGCUGUCGCCAGCGCUCUCUGGAGAAACUUCUUCCCCUAUUUGAAGAGCCAGAGAAUGUCACAGAUGCCACCUUCCCCACAGCUUGCUGACACAGCUGCAGGUUUUACUCUCUUAGCUUUGGAUAUACCCAGCAAAGCCCUAUCAGAUCUCCAGCCACAGCCCGUUCUAUCCAUGAUGCAGCUCUUUGGAUGGGAUGACAUGGUGUGGCCUCAGCUGGUGUCAAGAUAUCUAAGUCAUCUAAUUCAAAACAGCGCACUGUGUGAAGCUUUUUCCAGUAUGGGAUAUACGUCCUACGAAGCUCUGACAGUACGUUCUUGGUUUCGAUGCAUUUUGCAAAUGUUCAUAGAUCAACCGACUGGUAUGCUGGCCAAGACAGAUGCUGAGCGAACAGUUGAGAAAGCCUAUAUGGAGCAGCUGACUGAAAUGACAAGACUGGUUAUUAAGCUCUCAGAAGUGGAAAACAUUCUUUCAAAGGCUCCUGAUGAAGAGUCCGUUUUCAAGCAAGACCCUAAAAAUGCUCUUGUCCAAUUCAUUAAGGCUGUUGGUAGAACUUACAGUGGCCUUCAGACGCUCCCUGAGAAAUCUGCCAUGGUAGCCAAGGCUCUGGAGUAUUUAGGUGAUGUAUUAAAGUAUGUAAAACCUUAUCUGAAGGUAAAAGGACCUCCAGAAGGUCUGCAGCUUACAUAUUGGAUCAUAGGAUGUCUGGUAAAGUUCUGGGCACCGAUACUGGCUACUUCCAAAGCGCAGCAACUCUUGUUCCGCAUCGUGGAUUGCUUACUGCUGCCGCACUCUGUGCUCCAGCAGGACAAAGAGCUGCCUGUGGCUUUGCUGUCUGCCAUUCGGGAAAGCCUACCUCUUUAUCUUCAGGGCCUGUCCUUUAUAUGUUGUCAGUCCCAAACACAGGGUGCUUAUUUAAAUCAACUGCUUGGGAGCAUUAUUCAACAGUAUUUUGGACGAUUUCUCCCUUCUUCUCCGACUGCGCUUGGAGCGGGACAGCAUCCUAUGCUGACUGCUUUAUGCACUUCCAUUACAGCCUCCCAGAUGCUACGGCUACGGAAGACCACUCUGCAUGUCAUAAAUGAAAACUACAUGCAGUUCAAAGGUAACGCUCCACCUCCUCGCUUGGCCUCCGUUCUCGCUUUCGUUCUUGACGUACUUCAGAGAACCCAGAGCACUGAACUAUGUGACAUUGACUUGGUUCUCCCGGCCGUGUUGAAAUGCAUGGUGUUGGUUAACGAGCUACAAGUUAAAAAAAUAUCUACAGACAUUCUACAGUACGUGGUAGAAGGCUGCCAAGUAGGGUCAGGAGGAGAACGUGCCACCCAGCUGACUUCUGUAUUUAGGCAGUUUAUCCAGGACUAUACUGCAGUGUACGAUCACCGGGUUUUCAGCAUCCUAGAAACAGUGGCGGUCUUGGAUCCGACGUUAGUUACCAGCCUGAUUCCCACAAUCACACAGUCUCUGAAGGAUUCGGAGCACAAACAAGGCCUUGGAAGAAAUGCCGCACAGAGAGAAGCCUAUAAAAGACUCUUAUCUUACCUCACAGAGGCUGGACAAAACGAGAUACAAAAACUGGAAAAUGAGACAGGUUAGCAGUGAUUAAUCCGUUCCUCUGGAAUGUUCUGACGCUGUCGAUAACCUAAACCUACACGCUACGACACACCAGCCAAGUUCGUCAUAAUGGCAAUACAUUUCUCAAUUUUGUAGCAUUUUUUAAAUAAUUUCUGCGGUAUUUGAAUAUUGUCAUGCAUCAGAAGAGUAACUCUCAAUACGCUGUUGAACGGCGACUGAAAGAUACAGCAAAUUUAUGCCAUUAAAAUGUCUAUAGGAGCAGAGCCUGUAUUGCAACAUACGAGGUAGGAUUUCAAAGAAUCGAAGUAAUUUCACAACUCCAUUCACAUUGAGCAAGACCUGACCCUCUCAAUGCUGUACUUUUGAAAAUCUUAUUCAGUAUGUUCUUAAGAAAAUCGUAACUUUGUAAUUUUUAAUUUAUUAUUUUAGUAGAAUGAGGAAAAAAACUCGUACUGAACUUGUUGAAUGCAGUGCAUUCACCAGGAGUUGCACCCGUGUGAUAGAGCUCUCCUUUGUUAAGCUGUCAUUUGUUAAGCUUGUGUAAUGUUGCACAAAAUGUAUAUAGCUGUCUUAACCUUCCACCUCUAUUAAAACAUUGAAGUCUUUCAGAUUCCAGUGUAAAAUCUCUUCUGUUGUCUUUGUGGGUAAGAUAAGAAAAGGUAGGUUCACAUUUCCUGUUCUUUUCAGUACUACGUUCUUAAAAUUAACCCAUAAUUUCCAGUGAUCCCACGCUUUUUUUGUUAGUCAUGACACUGUUAAUUAUCCGUUUAGUUUAGACUAGGUGUAAAUGGUGUGAGAAAAAAGAAGAGAGGACAAGACUUCCAAAGAAAAUACUCAUUUGGGGAAUUUAUUCCAUUUGAUCAUAGGUUAAGUAGUUAUUCCUGUUUGCCUGGACCGUUGGAUCUUUCAAAUAUUUUACUGUGCUAUGGAUUAUCUUUUGGGUCUUUCCAGGACAGGUCUAGCUCUGUAACUUUUUCUACCUUUUUUUUUUUUUUUUUUUCCUAAAGUUCUCAGGAAACUUGCGUUAAUGGCUGUGGUAUUCACAUUUUUCACUUCCCUCAAUAACCUGUAUUUCUGCAACUGCUUACUGGACUUUGGGAGUGGACUUUGUUGCUUUAACGGCAACACUGGUGAACAGGCUCCUUCCUUACUUUCGAAGUUAUUCAAAUUUUAACUUUAUCACAUUAAUGGGAAGGAGAGAUUAUUUUUCUGUCUAAUAGCUCCACAAAAAAUCCCUAAAAUCUUGUUCAGAGCAGCUUCUCUUUCGUUACAGUAAUCUUAUCAAGUCGAACUAGAUAAUC
Chroicocephalus ridibundus (black-headed gull) is the source of this 5154-nucleotide messenger RNA. It is a transcript of the gene MMS22L, whose product is annotated as MMS22 like, DNA repair protein. Gene Ontology annotation, cellular component: nuclear replication fork. Bases 8 to 3874 code for a protein of 1288 amino acids. Lineage: Eukaryota; Metazoa; Chordata; Aves; Charadriiformes; Laridae. The transcript has 25 exons. Gene Ontology annotation, biological process: replication fork processing; double-strand break repair via homologous recombination. The record is from RefSeq and is a predicted model, not a curated record.